Molecule: messenger RNA, 2655 nt
Organism: Diceros bicornis minor
Lineage: Eukaryota; Metazoa; Chordata; Mammalia; Perissodactyla; Rhinocerotidae
Gene: PTPA
Product: protein phosphatase 2 phosphatase activator
Exons: 10
Coding region: 218-1189 (323 amino acids)
Biological process (GO): mitotic spindle organization
Cellular component (GO): cytoplasm; protein phosphatase type 2A complex; nucleus
Molecular function (GO): protein tyrosine phosphatase activator activity; peptidyl-prolyl cis-trans isomerase activity
Source: RefSeq, a predicted model, not a curated record
GGCCGUUGCUGGGCAUGCUCCCUGAGUGCCCCGCACCAACAUGGCGGGCGUCUCUGCGGGGGUGACUCUAAUUUUCGGUUUUCGGUUAUAGCCGGCCGGUGCUCAUUACUCUUCAGAAGGCUCUGAGCGCGUGGUGGAGCCGGAGAAAGGAAGGGUCGGUUCGAGGGCGAAAGGUGAGAGGGGACUGCAGGCAUCCGGACCGGCUCCUGGCGGGAAGAUGGCAGAGGGCGAACGGCAGUCGCCGCCAGAUUCUUCGGAGGAUACCCCUCCGGCGACUCAGAACUUCAUCAUUCCAAAAAAGGAGAUCCACACCGUUCCAGACAUGGGCAAAUGGAAGCGUUCUCAGGCGUACGCCGACUACAUCGGAUUCAUCCUCACCCUCAACGAAGGUGUGAAGGGGAAGAAGCUGACCUUCGAGUACAAAGUCUCUGAGGCCAUUGAGAAACUGGUCGCUCUUCUCAACACAUUGGACAGGUGGAUUGAUGAGACUCCUCCGGUGGACCAGCCCUCUCGAUUUGGGAACAAGGCCUAUAGGACCUGGUAUGCCAAACUCGACCAGGAAGCAGAAAACUUGGUGGCCACAGUGGUCCCCACCCAUCUGGCAGCUGCUGUGCCCGAGGUGGCUGUUUACCUAAAGGAGGCAGUGGGGAACUCCACGCGCAUCGAUUACGGCACAGGACAUGAAGCCGCCUUUGCUGCUUUCCUCUGCUGUCUCUGCAAGAUCGGGGUGCUCCGGGUGGACGACCAGAUAGCAAUCGUCUUCAAGGUCUUCAGUCGGUACCUGGAGGUUAUGCGGAAACUCCAGAAAACAUACAGGAUGGAGCCCGCCGGCAGCCAGGGAGUGUGGGGCCUGGAUGACUUCCAGUUCCUGCCCUUUAUCUGGGGCAGUUCGCAGCUGAUAGAUCACCCGUUUCUGGAGCCCAGGCACUUUGUCGAUGAGAAGGCUGUGAAUGAGAACCACAAGGACUACAUGUUCCUGGAGUGUAUCCUGUUUAUCACCGAGAUGAAGACGGGCCCCUUUGCGGAGCACUCCAACCAGCUGUGGAACAUCAGUGCGGUCCCCUCCUGGUCCAAAGUGAACCAGGGCCUCAUCCGCAUGUACAAGGCUGAGUGCCUGGAGAAGUUCCCCGUCAUCCAGCACUUCAAGUUCGGGAGCCUGCUGCCCAUCCACCCCGUCACGUCGUGCUAGGAGGGGCUGAGCAGCUGGAGCCAUCCAGGCCGCAGUUCCUGUGCCUGCCCCCACCCCAGCCAUGGCCCCCUCCCGACCCCUCCCACUGUUCUUUCUGUUUGACGAGAGGCUGUUUCCUGGGGUGGUUGGGGAGCAUGGGUGUGAGGGAGGCUCAGCGUAUGAGGCUGAAGGACCCAAGUUGGGAGAAGUGACGGAGUGACUUCCCCGAUGGUGGGCGGGCAAGAAGACGGGCAGGGAUGGGACCCUGGGCCUGCUCCCGGCCUCCCCUCCCUCCUGUCCAGCGCACCCUGAGGCCUGGGCUGCUCCGUGCCUCUGGAGAGGGCCAUUCCGCUGUCCUGGUUGCUUCCUUCCCUUCCCACGUCCCCUUGUCUUUCUAGGGGGUGGAGCACUUGCUCCCCGCAGGGUGGGUGGGUUCCCAAGCCGUGUUUAGUGGGCGCCGGGUGUUCUCAGGGCUGGAGGCUGGGGCUGGCGGCAGCCUGAGGUGGGGUCAGGUAGGGAGAACGGUUGGCUGUUCUGGCCCGGGACCCUCCCAGCUCCUCACGGCUGCCCCCGGGGCCUGCGGGCACCUGUGUCCAACGCCUCGUCCUGGCUUCUCUGUUCUGACUUUCCUGGCGCAGCCACGCCUGUUUCCCUCCCCAGGGGUAGCCUCUGGAAGCUGCCCUUUGGGUGGACGCUGGGCUCCUGGGAGGGCCCCCCAGGGCUUGCUCACCAGCUGACUGGGUGAGACCUGCCUUUCCAGAGCUCUCCCUGGCUGGGAGGGGGCAGAGACUCGAGGAGGGGCUGGGGGCCACUGUGGUUGUGGAGAACCUGGAUUCCUCUCAGCAGUCUUACAUCCAGCCGCUUCUGCUCCCCCCUCACUGCUGCUUGCUUCUCUGCCUCCCAGCCCCUGUGGGCGGUGGGUGAGCAGGCCACGGAAGGGCCCAGAAAGCAGCAGCCCGUUCCAUUGUCCUCCAGCCUCCCUGAACUCACCCGUUAGCAUUCCGAGGUGAGGGAGUGAUGGCCCCCUAAGCCCAGGCUUUGGCUCUGAGGAUGGGCAGGGGCUGGGUGGGGCAGGCCCACCCGAGGGGUGAGGGGGUGCUGGCGGCAGUAUGCCAGUUCCAGAAUUUUCUUCUAGGGCUGCUCCCGGGCCUGGCUCUUGCAGACUCUCUCCUGCCCAAGCCCAGGCCUGCCCUUCUCCAUUACCCUGUCCCCCUAUCUGGAUCCACAUACCCUUUGGGAACGCGGAGCACCCGAGAAGCACAAUUCAGGGAAUUGACCCUCGGAUUGGGCCAGUGGCUGGGGCAGAGGCUGGGACAGGAGCCACAAGAGUCACAGAAAUCGUUUUCUGAGGAGAAGCCAGUGCCUGCCUCCCUCCCCGGGUCCAGACCAACACCUUCCUGGCUCCUCCAUCUCCGUGCCCCCUCGGGCCCCUCCAGCCCCUUGCACCUUCAUUGCUGUUUGGAUUAAAGCCUCUGUUUUGCACCUGU